AUUUUUAGAUUCUAAUCUAUCCUUAUAUUCAAAAAGUAUCUUACUUCACUAAACCACAAAUAUGUCAGUCGAAGAACUCAAGUCUACUGUUGCCAAGCUUCAAGAAAGAAUCACCCAAUUGGAACAAAAGGCUGGUCUCGUUCCAAACGUUCCAAAGUCCAUCAGAAUGGUCUUGAUCGGACCUCCAGGUGCUGGUAAGGGUACCCAAGCUCCAAACUUGAAGGAAAAGUUCUGUGCUUGUCACUUGGCCACUGGUGACAUGUUGAGAGCUCAAGUCUCUGCCAAGACCUCUUUGGGUGUUGAAGCCAAGAAGAUCAUGGACCAAGGUGGAUUAGUCUCCGACGAAAUCAUGGUCAACAUGAUUAAGGAUGAAUUGGAAAACAACAAGGAAUGUUCCAACGGUUUCAUUUUGGAUGGUUUCCCAAGAACCAUUCCACAAGCUGAAAAGUUGGACACUAUGUUGAACGACAGAAAGACCCCAUUACAAUCUGCCGUUGAAUUGAAGAUUGACGACGAAUUGUUGGUUGCUAGAAUCACUGGUAGACUCGUUCACCCAUCUUCUGGUAGAUCUUACCACAAGCUUUUCAACCCACCAAAGAAGGACAUGAUCGAUGACAUUUCUGGUGAACCAUUGGUCCAAAGAUCCGACGAUAACGAAGGUGCCUUGAAGAAGAGAUUGGUGACUUACCACAAGCAAACCGAACCAAUUGUCGACUACUACAGAAAGGCUGGUAUUUGGAGCGGUGUUGACGCUUCCCAAAAGCCAACCACUGUCUGGUCUGACAUCUUGAAGUGUCUUGGUCAAAAAUAAGUUAUUUCCUGAUACUUGUUAAAACCAAUUAGAUUUCAACCUGUAUAAAAUGAAAUGAUUUAUAAUAAAUGUUACAAUAAGAGUAUUAAAAUUUAUAAUGGUUU
Messenger RNA from [Candida] anglica, 915 nucleotides. Lineage: Eukaryota; Fungi; Ascomycota; Pichiomycetes; Serinales; Debaryomycetaceae. The record is from the annotation of a GenBank genome assembly.